Molecule: messenger RNA, 3806 nt
Organism: Zalophus californianus (California sea lion)
Lineage: Eukaryota; Metazoa; Chordata; Mammalia; Carnivora; Otariidae
Gene: SMIM5
Product: small integral membrane protein 5
Exons: 3
Coding region: 496-717 (73 amino acids)
Source: RefSeq, a predicted model, not a curated record
GCGCACCCAGCCAGACCUCCCAGGGGCAGCAAAGCGCACAGGAGUCUGAAGCCAGCGGCCAGGGCCCCAGCAGGGAUUCCCUUGCCGGGGCUGGGGCGGCGGUGGCACUGCCCACCCCCCACCCCGCCCUUGGUGACCGCCCCAUGUAACCUGACACUUGGAUCUCCAGGACGACCAACAACAGAAAAGCUGAGGCUGAGACAGCAGCUGGCUGUCAGCAGCCGGGAGUUCCACCAGCUCUGAGGAAGGCGCCCAGGGGCAGGUCAGGAAAGAGGCAUCCGAAAAGGAAGGAAGUGGUGGUGGCUGGGCCGAGGACAGGCCCAGGAGGCUGCUGGGCUCCCCGGCAUGUGCGGUUGCCCCCCAACCCCACACCUGAGUUCCUAGGUGGGUGGGGCCUCCCAGCCCUGUCUCUGCUCAGCACGCCCGCAGGAGCCCGCAGGAGCCCGCAGGAGCCCGCAGGAGCCCGGCAGGAGCCCAGCAGGAGCCCGGCGCACCAUGGCAGCUGCCAGCUUUGUGCAGGAGAUGCGCUCCAUGGGUGAGAAGCUGCUGCUCAAGCUGCAGAGACUACCGCAGGCUGAGCCUGUGGAGAUUGUGGCCUUCUCGGUCAUCCUCCUUUUCACAGCUACUGUGCUGCUGCUGCUGCUGACCGCCUGCUGCCACUGCCACGCUAAGCGCAGACGCGGGAAGGUCCAUGCCCAGCCCGUGACCCCACCGUGAGGGGCAGGCGUGAGGACGGCACGCUGGUGAGGAGGCCGCCAAAGCCAUGACCCUAGGUGCCACCUGGCCCUGCGGCCCUCAGCCCACAAGACCGCGCUCCAUGGCCCCAGCUCCGGCCCUGCCUGGGAACCCGCCACCUGCAACCUUACCAAGGAAGCAAGGGCUGGGACAGCCACCAAACUCUGACCUGCCAGGAAACCCCAGGGGGCCGGGGAGGAGUCAACUGUUUCAAACACCGAGUAAAGAAAAACUGGGGAUUCUUUCCCAACCUGCACCUUUUAACAAAACACAGAAGCAGGGUCCCCAUACUUGGAUGGAGAACAGCCUGCAUCCGUGGGGAGCUGGCCCUUGGGGCCCCCAUGCCAAAGAGGGGCUUUGUGCAAUAGCUACUGGAUCCCAAGCUUCCCACCAGAGGGGAGCAUGUCAGUAUUCUCCUCCAGUAUUUGCCCGUUUCUUUCCCAGUAAAAGCUUUCUGUUUAUGUGUUUCUGCGGCACCAGACUCCCUGGCCUGGGCUUGGUGCUUCCGAAGGGCAAUGUGCCAGAAUUCCAGGGGUGUGGCCAGUGACUGUCCUUGCCAGGCCUCUGCACUCCCUGUGCCCACGAAAGCUGGAAAAACACACAGGCAGGAAUGCCAUGCAAGAGGGAACCAGGGAAGGGUCAGGGUGAAAGUCCCGUUGGUAGCAGCUGUUAACGAGCUCUGGCUCCAGAUGCCCCCACUGCAUGCACCCGGGUUCUGGGCUCAGGAAGGCCACUCCACAGCUUCUGCCACCACUUACUUUACCUGCACACGCCACACCAGCGGGCUCAGGCCACCGGAUCUUCCCAAACUUCUGGAGUCAGAGAAGAGAGGUCAGGCCCCUACUGCUGUCCAUAACCUGCAUCCUGACCCCUCAGUCUUCCCCAUCGUGUACCAGGCUGUCCAGGUGCAAAUCCUCACCCCGCCGCUCACCAGCUGUGUGAAUGCGGCUUAGUGAUUCAACCUCCCUGAGCCACAUUUCCUCCCCUCUGAGACUCCGCUAACCCCGGAAGCUGCCUCCUGGGGUGAGCUUGUGAGGAGAAACUGAGAUGACCUGCAGCAAGCACUUGGCACAGUACUGGGCAUAUCCUAAGCUCUGGAGAUGUGAACCAUCAUCAUUAUCUGCCCCUCUAAACAAGAGCAACAUGGACCCAUUUUAAGGACUGGCCCUGCCACAAUGUAACACCACCCUGCCUCCCUCCUUUCAGUUCACUUUCUCUUCCAGGUAGAGCUAUCGACCCAGGAAAGAGGUUGGGGGAGUAAGAGGUUGGGGGAGUCAAAAGCUCUCCGUGGUACCUCCCCCUCCAUCCCCGCUGGUCCGCCAGAGCCACUAGGGGUGGAGCCCUGUCUAUCUAGAGAAACGGAGUGGAGAGGGAGAUGCCGGGCAGGUGGGAGAAACUCUGCCUGGUUUCACUUCCUGGGGUCCACCAGGUUUGGUUUGGUUGAAGACCCAGAGAGGAAGUCCUUCCACACAAAAGAAAAGAAAUUCAAGAACCAGCCUGUACCCACCCCACAAGAACGGGAUUCAGAGUAACAAUGGUAACAAUGAGGAUGGUGAAGGUGGCAGGUGAUGAUCAGGUUGGUUGAAAUUCCCUGAAGGCUUAUGUGUGCUUGGUCACUGCCUAAAGCAUUUUUUUUUAAAGAUUUUAUUUAUUUGAGAGAGAGAGGGGAGGGAGGGCACAGAGGAAGAGGGAGAGGGAGAAGCAGUCUCCCCGCUGUAGCAGUCUGAUGUGACGUUAGAUCCCAGGACCCGAGGAUCAUGACCUGAGCCGAAGGCAGACACUUCACCAACUGAGCCACCCAGGCGCCCCAAGCCUAAAGCAUUCUGAUGCAGGUGAUUUUGUUUGAUCACAACAGCCUCAGUGCCAUGGGUACCAUUAUUAUCCCUAUUUUAGAAAUGAGGAAAUUGAGCCUUAGUGACACUGGGUCACUUUCAUAAGUUCAACCAGCUAAAAAGUGGCAGAGUCAGCCUCUGGGCCCAGCCCACCCAGCUGCAGAGCCCCUGCCUGCCACACCCAGGCCCUGAAGCCUCCCAGCUGCAGUGCAGAUAAGACUCCCAUCCCAUUAUCCUCCAUCAACCAAUCUUAGAUCCCACACCCCAAACUGUCUUAAAAUCACCUCCCUGUGAGUGGGUGGAGCCCGAAGAAGAAGUAAGAGGUAGGGUGGGGCCCAACUAAGUCUCCCUCCCAGAAGGAAAACAGGGAAGAUGGGAGGGACCCAAAUGGGAAACCCUGCCCUUUUCAGUCCAGGCACCAAGAGCUGGAGGGGCCCCAGGAAGCCCUCAAUUGAGGAGAUGCUCAACAGCGGGGCAGCCCAAUUCCCGUGGGCCUCUCCCUUAAGCAAGUUUACAUCAGCACUAAGAAUGUCCCUUCCUGAGGCUGUGCCUCUUUGCUAGGAGAUUCUGGCCCCAUGGUCUGGCUGCCAAGAGGUGGUGACCAUGGGCCGUUUCUUUGGCAUUCUCCUCCUCCUAACUGCUGAGCCCAAAUAAGAUGCCAUCCUUGCGCUGCUGGGAAGGCUUACUCCUUCCCACUUGGCAGCAAACUGGCCCACGCAGAGCCCCACCACUAAUGGCUCCCCACGGCAGUCCUGGGCAGGCUUCGGUGCCACUCAGCUCAACAAAUCAGAUCGGCUCCAGUGCGACAGCAGCCUGGCACACUCCCAGCACGGGUCUUCUAGGGAAGAGAGGCAGGGAGAGGAAGCAGCAAUCCCCCCAUUGUGGGAAAGAACAAACAAGAGAGGUACAGCAAUGGUGGCCAUGGAACGGGAGGCCAGCAGGCUGUCUGUGCCCUGAAGGGCAUCUGGCUAUCACAGGUCUCCAUUCCUGCCACCAGGUCCACUGGAACGAGCCACCCCCAAGUCUGCCUGUGAUCAUUGCUGCACCAAUUUCCCAGCCUCAUCAGGCCUCCCCUGACUCUGGCCUCUACUCCACAGGAGCCUCUCGCUUCCUCCAAAGAUCCACACUCAAGAUCCUGUGCAUUUUACCGGCUAUUAUGCCUUAUCAGAAACCACAGUAGAGGGGCGCCUGGGUGGCUCAGUUGGUUAAGCGACUGCCUUCGGCUCAGGUCAUGAUCCU